This is a messenger RNA of Halteromyces radiatus, 310 nucleotides long. RefSeq lists its product as uncharacterized. The transcript has a single exon. Bases 21 to 308 code for a protein of 95 amino acids. Lineage: Eukaryota; Fungi; Mucoromycota; Mucoromycetes; Mucorales; Cunninghamellaceae. The record is from RefSeq and is a predicted model, not a curated record.
CUUAAUCUUGGAACAAUCACAUGUGUGAAUCCCGAAUGUUUGGGUGUAUUGCAAGAUCACGGGAUGCCAACGCAUCAAUGAACAUGAUUAUAUCUGGAUUACAACAAAGAGUUAUAUGGUUCUGUGCCGUCUCCUUUCCGUCGCUCCUCUUCUUCCUCUUGAAUAUGACUCAGCAACUGAAUUUUGUGCACCCCCUUCUGGAAACAAUAUCUUGUGGUUAUACAUCAACUCCUCUUUUUGUAACAUAUUUCAUCCUGGAAUGGUUGUGGAUAUGUUCACUUUGCCUUGUGCCAGUUGGAAAUUUUUAAUU